Scophthalmus maximus (turbot) is the source of this 2353-nucleotide messenger RNA. RefSeq names its product folliculin (gene flcn). Bases 255 to 1940 code for a protein of 561 amino acids. Gene Ontology annotation, biological process: positive regulation of transforming growth factor beta receptor signaling pathway; negative regulation of transcription by RNA polymerase II; positive regulation of TORC1 signaling. The record is from RefSeq and is a predicted model, not a curated record. Gene Ontology annotation, molecular function: GTPase activator activity. Gene Ontology annotation, cellular component: cytosol. NCBI's taxonomy places the organism in Eukaryota, Metazoa, Chordata, Actinopteri, Pleuronectiformes, Scophthalmidae. The transcript is spliced from 12 exons.
CCGCCGCGGCUACACGAUGGAGGAGCAACAGGAGCACAACACAGGAGCGAACACACACCCGACACACUGACAACCACGAGUCUUAGGAGAGACGGACUGAGCUCAACUCGAGUCUGUCUUUCAAGCCCCUGUUUUAAUGUGUUGCAUUGUGUAUAACGGCUCGGUGGACUUGAACACAGCGACCGAUGGAUGUUCUGUGAAGCAGCAAGUGAGCACCUGUCAUCUGUUGAACUUGGGCCUUAAGUCAAGUCAAGAUGAAUGCUCUGGUGGCUCUCUGUCACUUUUGUGAACUCCAUGGCCCUCGGACGCUGUUCUGCACCGAGGCACUCCACCCUCCGUCCCCUUCAUCCCAGACGGGGGUACCGGCCCCCGGGGACAGGGACCGAGACGGUGACCGGGAAGGGGAAGGGCUGACCAUGAGGGCCAACAGCUCGGCCACACAGAGAGGAGAAAUGUGUGAGGGAUGCCGAUCUCUGCCUGCGUCUCACCCAGGCUUUGUGAGCAUCGACGACGAAACAGGCAUUCGCUUCCUGAGCCACCAGCAUCCCAGACAGCCGCAGCUCUUCAGCGUUGUACGCCAGGCUUGUGUACGCAGCCUCAGCUGUGAGGUAAACAGUGACGUGUGUCCCGGCCGUGAAGGGCCAAUUUUCUUUGGGGAUGAGCAACACGGUUUUGUUUUCUCGCACACCUUCUUUAUCAAAGACAGCCUGGCCAGGGGCUUUCAGAGGUGGUACAGUAUUGUCAUGGUAGCCAUGGAUAGGAUAUAUCUCAUCAACUCCUGGCCUUUUCUCUUACGCCACCUUAGACUCACGAUACAGAGCCUGCAAAGCACAGCCCUCAAGGUGUUUGACAGUGAACAAGGAGUUUGCCCCCAGCGAGCUGUGAGGAUGAACAGUGUGUUUUCACCUGCUGUUUUCCCACACCAAAGGAGCGGCAACGCAGCCCGAUCGCUAACUUCUCUCACCCAGCACCCCAACCUCUGGGCCAGCCUGCACUCCUCAUUUAGCUGGCUGCUGAAGGCCUGUGGAAGUCGUCUGACGGAGAAGCUGCUCGAAGGGGCCCCCACCGAGGACACACUGGUGCUCAUAGAGAGACAGACAGAACAAGAGGAGGAAAUGAGCUGCUGGGAGGGAGCGGAGGGAGGAUCUUCAAAGUCUCAGCGGCACCAGUCAGUGAGUGAGCUGGGCCACGACUUCCUGUGUGAUGAUGCAAAAUUAGAUGAAUUACCUGGUCCAAAAUUCAGAUCACUGCGACACUUGAGACAGGUCCUGGGGGUUACUGAGUUUCGGCAGCUAGCAUGGCACGUGCUCAUGGGAAAUCAGGUCAUAUGGAGAGGCGCACAGCCCGGACUCAUCAAGUCGGCGUUUAUAGUCCUCAAGUCUUUGCUCCCAGUAGGUUGUGUGCGAUCAGUGCCGUACAGUGCUCAGUAUGAGGAGGCCUACAAGUGCAACUUCUUGGGUCUUGGCCCACAUGUGCCCAUUCCAGCCCACGUCAGCUCCUCAGAGUUUUCAGUGCUGGUGGACGUCGGCACAGAGAGAAGUAUUCAGGUCUCAGCUGUAGGAGACGACGAUAUCUGCUCACUUUAUCAGAUCAGCAUCAGCAGUGCCAACUCACAGCCCACAGACAGGGGUCCGACGUUACUGAACAAGCUUGAGGUGGCUCUGUCCAACGAGAACUUGUCUGUGGAUGUCGUAUCGCACUGCCUGCUGUGUCUGAAGGAAGAGUGGAUGAAUAAAGUCAAAGUGCUGUUCAAGUUCUCCAAAGUGGACGGGCGAGGGAGGGAGGACACCCAGAAGGUUCUGGCCCUCCUUGGGGCCACAGGGACAGGCGAGGACGACAAUGUGAGGCUCCUCAAGUUCUGGAUGACUGGACUCAGCAAAACCUACAAGAGUCAUUUGAUGUCAGCUGUCCGAGGAGGGGAGAGGAGCCCCAGCCAGUGACAAAGGGGAGAAAGAAGGGGCAAGCGAGGGGGUUAGCAGGGGGGGAGAAAAGGGAGAUGAAAAGAGGGGGAAAUACUGAAGAAAGGAAAGCGAAAGCUAGAUUCAGUUUUGUAAACUGUUUGGGACUUUUUGUCAAACGUAAGAGGCCUGUGUUUGGUGACUGCGAUGCUUUGGCUCAUCCAUUAUUGUCUUUUAAGUAAUGAGAAAUGUAUUAUGUAACUAACCGUGAUUAUUAUCAUGCACAGAUUAACAGUCAAUUGGGAUUAUGUAUGAGGGCUCUUGUUUUUAUCAAAGGGAAUAAUUGUAGUAAAAACACUUUGUACUUUGUAAGUUUAACUUAUUACCAAAAGGCUUGCACUUUGUUUACUCUGUCGCUGAGGUUUUAAAAUGAAAUAAAUUCGUGUGAAUGGUCA